CUCGAACCACGUCUUCUCCAUCGCUAUAACCACGUUUUCUCUGGUUUCUCAGCAAGACUAUCAGCAGCUGAAGUGAAAGCCAUGGAAAACACAGAGGGCUUCGUAUCGGUGCGCCGCGAAAAAGUUUACGAGCUCCACACAACCCACACUCCCAACUUCUUGGGACUGAACCAGAAUGCUGGUUUCUGGAAAUCUUCCAAUUACGGAAAGGGCGUCAUAAUCGGCAUCCUGGACUCCGGGAUCACACCGGGCCAUCCCUCAUUCAGCGACGAGGGGGUCCCGCCCCCUCCCGCCAAAUGGAAGGGGCGGUGUGACUUCAACUCCUCAGGCUGUAACAACAAGCUCAUCGGAGCGAGAAGCUUCCUCGCUGAGAGCCCAAGCCCGGUCGAUGAGCAAGGCCACGGCACGCACACUUCCAGCACGGCCGGUGGGAAUUUCGUGAGAGGCGCCGGCGUUUAUGGCAGCGCGAAUGGCACGUCAUCUGGAGUUGCGCCGCUGGCUCAUGUGGCUAUGUACAGAGUCUGCGGAGUCCAGGGCUGCCCCGAGAGCGCCUUGCUCGCCGGAAUAGACGCUGCCAUCGGAGACGGCGUGGACAUAAUGUCAAUGUCGCUGGGUGUUGCAUCGGUCCCUUUUUACAGCGACAGCGUCGCAUUAGGCGCCUUCCGGGCGGUGGAGAAGGGUGUCUUUGUCAGCUGCUCCGCCGGGAACAGGGGACCUUCCUCUGGUUCCGUCUCCAACGCUGCUCCGUGGGUCCUCACUGUAGGCGCUAGCACCGUUGAUAGGAGAUUGGCGGCCACGGUAGUGCUCGGAGACGGCCAGAAAUUGAGCGGGGAAGCGAUGUUCCAGCCGCGUAACUUCUCCUCUGCUCAUUUGGCAUUGGUUUUUCCUGGAGCCAGAGACAAUACCUCUUCCAAAUGUAGCCCGGGCACGUUGGACAAAGCCGAGGUUGCUGGAAAAAUUGUCAUGUGUGAAAGGAGCGGAUCAAUCGCUGCACCUGCCGAAUCCAUGAAAAUCGCCGGUGGCGCAGCCAUGAUUUUGGUGAACGGAGAAUCCGCAGGCUACAGUUUAAACUUAGUAGCAAAUCAAAUUCUCCCCAUGUUACAGCUCAGCUUCAAAGACGCAUGCAAAAUCAAAACCUACCUAAAUAACACUUCCACUCCAACCGCCAAAAUCGUGUUCCAAGGAACUCAAAUAGGCGAUCCUCACGCCCCAUACGUAGCGUCAUUUUCGUCACGAGGCCCGAACAGACAAAGCCGUGGAAUCCUCAAACCAGACAUCAUCGGGCCCGGAAGCAACAUUCUCGCAGCUUGGAUCGGAGACAAUAAAGGUCAAUUCAACAUCAUCUCGGGCACCUCCAUGGCGUGCCCUCAUGUCAGCGGCGUCGCAGCGCUGCUGAAAAGCGCGCACCCAGACUGGUCGCCAGCUGCAGUUCGGUCCGCCAUCAUGACCACUGCGUACCGCAUCAACCUCAGUGGCAAACCGAUUGAAGAUCAUAACCUCCUUGCUGCUGACCCUUACUCAAUAGGUAGUGGCCAUGUCAAUCCUAUAAAAGCGAAUAACCCCGACCUGGUUUAUGACCUCCAACCAGAGAAUUACAUUCCCUACUUGUGCGGCUUGAAUUACACCGACCAGCAAGUCGGCAUCAUCGUUCAGCGCAGGGUCAAUUGCUUGAGUGUGACACCUAUUGCCGAUGCAGAACUGAACUAUCCAUCGUUUUCAAUCAAUCUUGGAUCGUCAGCUAAGUCAGUGACGUAUACAAGGACGGUUACAAAUGUUGGGGGAGCGAAUUCGUCGUACCAUGUUAAGAUCGCUGCGCCACGAAAAGUGAAAGUGAGUGUAGAGCCAGCGCAACUGAAAUUCUCUAAAGUGGGACAGAAACUGAGUUAUAAAGUGAGCUUCACCCGGUUAUCUAUUCCGGCCGUGGAAACUGUUUCUCAAGGAUUGCUUAGCUGGAUUUCUGCGGAUCACUUGGUCGCAUCUCCGAUUGCAGUUACAUAUGAACAUCAUUAACCUCUUCUUCAACUUCAAGCAUCCCGAAACAUGCAUUAUAAUAAAAUUUGUUGUUAUUGGAAGUGUCGAAUAC
Molecule: messenger RNA, 2083 nt
Organism: Salvia hispanica
Lineage: Eukaryota; Viridiplantae; Streptophyta; Magnoliopsida; Lamiales; Lamiaceae
Product: subtilisin-like protease 3
Biological process (GO): proteolysis
Molecular function (GO): serine-type endopeptidase activity
Source: RefSeq, a predicted model, not a curated record